AAAAUAAAAAUAAACUAGAAAAAUUAAUAUUAAAAAAUAAAAAAUAAAAUCUACAUCAAUUUGAACUGGAAUAACUGUAAACAAUUGACAUUGGUGCUUGCAACAGCAAAACCAAGCAAUAAUUAACGCAACACUAACAACAACAAGUACAGCGAGGCAACUGGUCAGUUAGUCAGUCAAUCGAGUGCGCUUUAAGCGACUAACGCUGCACACUAGUACAACAAUAACAACAACGAUAGCAACGCACAAACCGGUUUGUCGUGCAAGGUCAACCGACUAACGCCGCCAAAUAAAGCGACUAGGAAAGCGAACGCAACAAAUCAUACAAACAUUUGUACCGUUAAACAGACUCGAGCAGUAGGCGAAUAGACACGCGCUUCCGAAAAAGUAAACCGAAAAAAAAUUCCAUAAAAAAAACACUUCAAAUCAAAUCCUUUGUGACAAGCGCCAAAAUGGACACGACACUCACCACCUGGUUCAGCUGCAAUGAGGAAACACAAUGUUACGACACAAACAACAACAACAACAGUAGCAACCAAACACACAAUGCGAGUAACAAUAUGUACAACAGUCACAGCAAUAACAAUGACAAUAGCAAUAGCACUAAUUAUGCCAACACAACUGACGUACAAGUCACAUUUAAUCAGCGCAGGCCGAACGAACUACGCCAGACGCGUUUGCAACGUCAGCACGAGCAGCUGCAUUACUCGUCGUCGUCGUCGCCGAUACCAACACAAUUAGUGCAAUCACCUGACACGCUAAGUGCAACGCAAACUCCAGUGGCACAGCACGCGAACGCUGAGAAGUCCCGUUCCCCGAGCUUAGCACAACGUUGGACGCGUCGCAAGCGUUUGCAACGACAGAAACCCACCGAACUGGACGAUGCCGAUUUUGCCUAUGCCGCCGAUCUGGAAGAGGAGGAUGAAGAGGAGGAGGCGCUGCUCAAACAGCAACAACAGGCGUCCACCAUGUUCAAUGUAACGCCGCUGAUGAAGACAAUGUGCAUGACGGAGCUACCGGCUCCUACGUUUGCGGAGAAGCGCUUGAGCCACUUCCAGCAGCAACAUCACAGCACACCAUUCGAUGGACAGCCAUCAUCCUUGCCGAACUGCUUUGCAACCGCCGGUUCGAUCAGCACCUUCCAUCAACAACAACACCAUCAACAACAUCACCAUCAGCACCAGCACCAACAGCAACAGAAUCAUCAUCAUCAUCACCAAAUGCAUCAGCAUCAUAUACGCGAGCGUCGCCUUAAGCAUGAGGAGUCCUUCGACUCGUCGACCACCACAACAACCAACACCACCGAUACGCCAGCCAGUCCGGCGAGUCCGUUGUUGCGUCGCCAUCAUUUUGCCAUGUUGAAACGUGAUAAUUCCACACACUCGGAGUCGUCGAGUCGUUACUCGAGUGUGGAUAGUUUAUUGGAGGCGCGCAAGCCCGAUCCCGAAGCUAUAUUAAUCAAUUUGGGUUUCGGUCCGGUCGGUUCGGAGGACAUACUCUCACGCAUACCGAAACGUUUUCUCAAGCCAUCACAGGUGCGCGGCAUCGAUACAGAGGCUUUCGUGCGUCGCCUACAAUUGGCCAGCAAUCUUGCCGAUCACAGCGUGCUGGGAUAUCGUGGUCUCACCGGCAAUCCGGAUAUACCGCCAUCGCGUAUUGUCGCCAAAAUCAUGCAACGUUUCGAGGUGAAUGAGCGCAAAAAGUCAAUGGGCUCCAUUGAGCAUACCAUCUGACGGCGUACGGCGUCGGGUCUGCCGGAAUUCAUUCGUUCUCACCAGUGCCAAAUAAGUACUUUUAUGUGUUAACCGAACGGAAUAUGUUGUUACUAAAUUAAUAAUAUUAUAUUUAAAUACAAUUUUAUAUCACUUAAAUAGUUUUAGUCGGUCCAAAUCUAGUUAUUGGUAGUUUUAGUUAUUAAUUAAAGCGAAAAAGAAUAUUGUAAUUUGCCAUUGUACUUAACAUCGGUUGAACUUAAUUAAGCGAAUAUAUUGACAUAAAAUUGUUACUUAAUUUAUUCUUUUUAAAAUAAAUUUUAAUUUUUUUAAAUUUUGAAAAAAUA
Molecule: messenger RNA, 2059 nt
Organism: Bactrocera latifrons
Lineage: Eukaryota; Metazoa; Arthropoda; Insecta; Diptera; Tephritidae
Gene: olf186-M
Product: myb-like protein I
Exons: 1
Coding region: 453-1733 (426 amino acids)
Molecular function (GO): signaling receptor binding
Source: RefSeq, a predicted model, not a curated record